Molecule: messenger RNA, 1678 nt
Organism: Lathyrus oleraceus (garden pea)
Lineage: Eukaryota; Viridiplantae; Streptophyta; Magnoliopsida; Fabales; Fabaceae
Product: UPF0481 protein At3g47200
Exons: 1
Coding region: 258-1595 (445 amino acids)
Source: RefSeq, a predicted model, not a curated record
CUGAUUACUCACUGGGAUUAAGAUGUAGCUAUGACUAAUUCAUUAUUACGUGGUACCAUUCUCACCGUUCAAAUAUGUUGAAUCUUAUCUCCACACUCUACAUUACUUCAAUUUUUCAUAUCACUUUCAAACCGUUACUAUCUCUGACUUCAUCAAAUACUAUCAUUUAACUAAUUCAUAUAUUUCCACACAUCAUUAACCAUUUAACAACAUUCUCUUCCUCAGCAAGAAACACCUAAACAAAUACAAGUUUUACGAUGAAAACCAAUGAAAAUAACCACGUCAUUGAUAUUUGGAAACUAGACAAAGAAAGAUUAGCUUCAAUGCAACUCAAAAUUUCACAAAACCCAAAACUACUAAGCAAGUCCGCAGGAAAAAGAUCUUGUAGCAUCUUGAGAGUUCCACAAAGCCUGAUUGAAGCUAACGGAAAAGCAUACCAACCUCGUAUUGUUUCCAUUGGACCUUACCAUCGCGGACAACCUCGUCUCAACAUGACCGAAGAACAUAAAUAUUCUUACCUUAAUUCUCUUCUCACAAGAACACAAUUACCCUUACAAGAGAUUCUAAACGCCGUUGCUCCAUUAGAAAACAAAGCUAGAGAGUGUUACUCUGAAGUAAUUCAACUCGAUUCACAAGAAUUCGUUGAAAUGAUGGUUCUUGAUGGUUGUUUCAUCAUUGAACUUUUUCGUAAAGUUUCAAGAUGUGUACCUUUUGAAGAUGGUGACCCAUUAGUUCACAUGGAAUGGAUUCUACCCUAUUUUUACAGGGAUUUUCUUAAGCUUGAAAAUCAAAUACCUUUCUUUGUUCUUGAACGCUUGUUCGAAAUUUCAAAACCAUCCCGUGAAAACUCAACGUUUACACUUUCAAGUCUUGCUAUGGAAUUCUUCAACAACUCGUUACAAAGACCAGAAGAAGUAAUCGCGACGGUAUCAAAGCAAAACGAGGUACCAAAGCAUUUACUUGAUUUGGUUCGUUCGAGUUUUAUUCCAGUUAGCGAAAAAGAAAAAGAGCACAAGAGAAUAAAAACACCUACACACGUGAUUCAUUGCGUCUCGAAGCUUCGUCACGCUGGGAUUACGAUAAAUCCAGGGAAGAACAGCGAGAGAGAAAGCUUCUUGCAAGUGAAAUUCAAACACGGUGUGAUAGAAAUGCCAACAAUUACUAUGGACGAUUUCAUGAGUUCGUUUUUACUAAACUGUGUUGCUUUUGAACAAUGUUAUAGUGGUUGUUCUAUGAAGUAUUUCACAACCUAUGUAACAUUAUUGGAUUGUUUGAUAAAUACUUAUAGGGAUGUUGAGUAUUUAUGUGAGAGGAACAUAAUUGAGAACCAUUUUGGAGCAGAAGGUGAAGUGGCACAUUUUUUUAAUAAUGCUGGAAAAGAUGUUGUGGUUGAUUUGGAUUUGAGUUAUUUGUCUGGUUUGUUUAAUGAAGUUCAUCAUUAUUAUGGAAAUAGUUGGCAUGUUACAUGGGCUAGUUUCAAGUACACUUAUUUUGAUACACCUUGGUCUUUUAUCUCUGCUUUUGCUGCUUUAGUAUUGCUGAUUCUCACUGUUGCUCAGACUUAUUUUGCAGCUUAUCAGUAUUUUCAUAAUUAAAUUUUUAUGAUUAGAGGAUUGUGCUAUCAGCUUUGUAUCAUGUAAUCAAUUUAUUGGUAUCAUUGAAGAGUUAUUUGAUUUUA